This is a messenger RNA of Drosophila mojavensis, 1257 nucleotides long. RefSeq names its product phosphatidate cytidylyltransferase, mitochondrial. The transcript has a single exon. NCBI's taxonomy places the organism in Eukaryota, Metazoa, Arthropoda, Insecta, Diptera, Drosophilidae. The record is from RefSeq and is a predicted model, not a curated record. Gene Ontology annotation, molecular function: phosphatidate cytidylyltransferase activity. Bases 90 to 1106 code for a protein of 338 amino acids. Gene Ontology annotation, biological process: cardiolipin biosynthetic process; CDP-diacylglycerol biosynthetic process. Gene Ontology annotation, cellular component: mitochondrion.
UAAAACCGUAAUUAUAAAAAAAUUAUCUAUUAAAACUACGUACAGCCAUCCCAUACAUAACACUACCCAACUCCCCGUACUGCAUCAUCAUGCUGGAUCUGUACAGGCGCGUUGUGGCUCGCUUUCCACUUGGCAAUGUCAGUUACAUGUUCGCCUACGGCUCGGGCGUCAAACAGCAAAUCGGCUAUGAAAAAGUGGACGAGAAGCCGAAUUCGAAAAGUGUCAUCGACUUGGUAUUUUGCGUACGUGACACUCAGGGCUUCCAUGCGGAGAAUAUACACCGGCAUUCCAGUCACUAUUCGGCAUUAUGCCAUCUGGGCGCUAACCUGGUGGCUCAGUAUCAGGAGAUACUCGGCGCCAGGGUUUAUUUCAAUACACUGGUGCCACUGCAUGACCUAGGAGUGACUAUUAAAUACGGCGUGGUACAUGAGGAUCAUUUGAUUGAUGAUCUAAUCAAUUGGCGGCACCUUUACUUGGCCGGGCGCCUUCAAAAACCCGUCACUGAUCUCAUAAAGCUCGAUGACGAUUCACGUCUUAAAACCGCCUUGGAGAAAAACCUGCGGUCAGCUUGUCAGACGGCACUGCUGCUGCUGCCCGAGAAGUUUACCGCCUACGAUCUGUUCUAUGCCAUUGCCGGGCUAAGCUACAAGGGCGACUUUCGUAUGAUUUUUGGCGAGAAUAAACGGAAGGUGCACAACAUAGUUCAGCCGCAAGUCCAUGAGUUCUUCACGCUCUACCAGCCCAUGAUGAAACAGUUGUCGCAGUACAUGGCCGUAGAUUUGCAUGGCCAGGCGCCGGGCUCGCGGAAACCGGCCAUUGUGUUCGAGCAGGAUAAAUCUGGCGAAGCUACUCGAUAUCAUCUGCGCCAUUUGCCUAAGGAGCUGUGCCACCGAUUGAAGCGCAAUGCUGCAUGCCGUGGAGAUUAUACAGAUGUGGUGGACUAUCUAGCCGUAGCCCCACUGCUCCCAAAGAUCGUCCAGGUGUCGGUGAACGACAUUGUGUGGCGCAGCAGCAUUAAACAAUCGCUGAAAAAUAUUGCCACUGCAGGGAUUAUAAAGUCGCUCGUCUACAGUUUUCGCAAGGCACAGAAGACAUUUGCAGUCUAAAGUAUUUAUCUCAUCUGCUCUAAGUUAAACUCUAGCUGAUUUUUCCUGCCAAUUAUUGACUGAGUUGCGCUAGAUUGUGCUAACUUUCUGUUAAUUAAUUUUAAGCCCCAAAGUUGUUGACAUCAAUAGAGAAUGUGUAGAUUACAAAGUA